AUGGCAACCCACGACUUCGCGAAUGAAGGCCAUAGCACCCUGAAACCUCCUUAUGACCUUGCAGGCUUUCAAUCGCUGGGUUGGGGCUCCGGAUACCAGACUCCCUCGCGCGGCGGCAUCGUUGUUUUCUCCGGCGGCAGUGCAGCCAACAAUCUCGUUGACCUGUUCAAUCAAGUGAGAGCAGCUAAUGAUACCACUCUGACCUAUGUCAUCCCGAUUUCGGACAAUGGGGGAAGCAGUAGCGAGCUGAUCCGGGUAUUUGGUGGACCCGGAAUUGGCGAUGUUCGCUCACGCUUGGUGCGACUUAUUCCCGAAGACGGUGGCGAGGAAACAAAGGCGAUCAAGCAGUUCUUCAACUAUCGUCUGCCCCCAAGCUACUCAGAGGCACGCGUCGAGUGGCUCGAUAUCGUGGACGCCAACCACCUCCUUUGGAAUGGAAUCAGCAGCCCCAAGAGGGAGCUGAUCCGGAGUUUCCUCAACGCCUUCAACUUGGAGGUGGUCAAGAGGCUACGGCCUACGAGUCGCUUCGAUUUCUCCGGCGCCAGCAUUGGCAAUCUCUUCCUCACGGGAGCUCGACUGUUCACGGGAAGUUUCGAGUCUGCAGUAUACCUACUGUCCAGCAUCUGCGCCGUUCCUGCAUCUACGUCUGUUUUGCCAGUCUUGAACACCAACUUCGCCCAUCACAUCGCUGCCGGCCUAAGCGAUGGGACUGUCAUUACGGGACAGAACAGUAUCUCGCAUCCCAGUAAUCCUUCACAGGCGGUGCCAGGGGCUAGGACGGCCUCGAUUGCUCGUCUUAUCGAAAGCGAGAUGGAAGAACAAGACAAAGUUGAAGACGCCAAUCUACCGGGAACCCUGCCGGUGCUACGGAAACCAGCCAUCAAGUUCAGCAAGGAGGACGAGGAAGACAUCCCCGCGCGAAUUCAACGGGUAUGGUACAUCAACCCGUAUGGACAGGAGAUUAGCCUGCCAGCCAACCCCCGCGUGGUGGAAGCGAUCCACGGAGCCAAAUGUAUCAUCUACAGCAUCGGGAGUCUAUUCACCUCCAUCUUACCAUCGCUGAUUCUACGCAACGUCGGAGAAGCAGUCGCAUCUCCCGCGAUACGCACAAAGAUACUCAUUCUGAAUGGUACGAUUGAUCGGGAGACUGGCCCACGCGAUGACCCCUUCACCGCUCUAGACUUUGUGGCAGCAAUUUCGAACGCUUGCGCUCAAUCGAGGGGGUCGCCUCCUCCAGAACGGGUGGACUACGCGCGAUAUGUCACCCAUAUCGUCCACCUGGUAGGCCAGUCGAGCCCACGAGUGGACAAGCAAGAAUUCGCCGAUAUUGGAAUCGAGUCGGUGCGGCUGUAUGGCCCGAGAGAGGGGCGAUACGAUGAAAAAGGGCUUGCGCAAGCACUCGGAGCCAUUAUUGGAAGAAGAGACCUCAAGAGUGAUCGCACGAGGCGGAACACGCUGGUGGGAUGA
Messenger RNA from Neohortaea acidophila, 1467 nucleotides. Its product is annotated as UPF0052 domain protein. The transcript is spliced from 3 exons. Lineage: Eukaryota; Fungi; Ascomycota; Dothideomycetes; Mycosphaerellales; Teratosphaeriaceae. Gene Ontology annotation, molecular function: LPPG:FO 2-phospho-L-lactate transferase activity. The record is from RefSeq and is a predicted model, not a curated record. The coding region runs from base 1 to 1467 and encodes 488 amino acids.